Molecule: messenger RNA, 2439 nt
Organism: Eimeria acervulina
Lineage: Eukaryota; Apicomplexa; Conoidasida; Eucoccidiorida; Eimeriidae
Exons: 8
Coding region: 1-2439 (812 amino acids)
Biological process (GO): regulation of transcription by RNA polymerase II
Cellular component (GO): nucleus
Molecular function (GO): transcription cis-regulatory region binding
Source: RefSeq, a predicted model, not a curated record
AUGCUGCAGCUGUUGCAGCAGCAACAGCUGCAGCAGCAGCUGCAGCAGCAGCUGCAGCAGCUGCAGCUCGGGGCUGUCUUUAAACCCCUCUUCUUUGGGGCUUUAAGAAGGCGCUGCAUGCACCUUUCCUGCUGCACGCUGCUGCAGCUACGGACCCCCAGCAGCAGCAGCAGCAGCAGCAGCAGCAGGGGUUCGUGGGUGCCUUCUGUGUCUCAGAGGCGAGCAUUUAGUAUUGCUGCUGCGGCAGCCCUGCAGCCAGCAGCAGCAGCAGCAGCAACAGCAGCAGCAUCAGAGGCUGCAGUUGAUGUAGGAGUAGCAGCACCAACGAAAGAGCAAGCAGCAGCAACAGCAACAGCAGCAGAAGCAGCAACAGCAACAGCAGUAGAAGCAGCAUCGGCAGAGGCAGCAGCAGAAGAAGCAGCAGCAGAAGAAGAAGCAGCAGCAGCAGCAGCAGCAGCAGGAGAAGCAGUUAGCCUUCAUUUCGUCUGGAGAACAGCAACCGGCGGCAGCAGCAGCUGGAAGUGUCUCCAUGCUUGCAGCAAUUUGCUGCUGCUGCGGCUGCAGCAGAUACAACGCGAUGCUGCAGCUACACUGCAGCAGCAGCAACAACAACAACAACAGGAGCAGCAGCAGCAGCAACAGGAACAGCAGGCGGAAGAAACUACUGCCCUCUCGAUAGAGCACAUUGAGGACUUGGCGUCUUCAUUUUAUUUGUCUGCUGCACUUCGUCUGCCUGACCCCGCGUUGCAUGCAGCGCUGCAUGCAGCAGCAGCAGCUGCUGCUGCUGCCCUCAAAUCCCUUAGAUUAACAGCAGCAGCAGCAGCAGCAGCAGCAGGGACAACUGCAGGUGUUGCUGCUGCCACGGAUGCAGCAGAACCGACUCACAAAGCAGCAACAGCAACAACAGCAUCAGCAGCAGCAGCAGAUGCUGCUGCUGCUGCUGCUGCUGCACUGGGAAAGAUAGGCUUGAGGCCUUUGGCGCUGCUGCUGCGGUGUAUGUUCACCUCUCCAAGCAGCAGCAGCAUUGAUGUAGCACUGCAGCAGGCGUUGCAGCUGCCGCCUGCUGCUUUGACGGAUGCUGCUGCUGCAGAUGCUGCUGCUGCUGCUGCUGCUCCUGUGGCUCUCCGCAUGCAGCAGCACGCUGCACUCUAUGAAGAAAUUCUUACAGGGGUUUUGCUGCUGACGCAGCGCAGCAGUUAUCCUCCUGCUGCUCUUAUCAAUUGUCUGCAUGCAUGCAGCAGCAGCAUUAGCAGCAGCAACAGCAGCAGCAGCAGCAGCAGCAGCAGCGGCAGUUUGGAGUACAAACGCCGCACGGCAGACGAUGCUGUUGAGCUGCUGCUGCUGCAGCUAAAGAAGAAAGAAACAGCAGCAGCAUUGCAAGUACAGGAAGCUGUCGAUUUACUUCAGGCGCUGCUGCUGCUGCACACACAUUCAAAGCAGCAUGCUGUUGCUGCUGCAGCAGUGCUACACAGCGUCAGCAAAGCGUUGCUGCUGCGGAACGAGUUGUUCGUGCGGCAGCAGCUGCAGCAAGUGGUUGGAGCAGCAGCAGCAGCAGCAGCAGCAGGAAGGAAGAACGACUUUGUUUGUCUCCUGAGCCCAGCAGAGCUUUCUCUUUUGCUGACAGCAGCAGCAAAAUAUAAAUACUUUGAAGAGGAUCUGUGGGGCUUUUGCUCGACGCAUUUGCUGCAGCACCUGCAGCAGCACCAACAGAAGCAGAAGCAGCAGCAGCAGCGGCAGCAGGAGCAGCAGCAGCAGCAGGGUUUGUUGCCGCUUCAUCUUGCUGCAGCAGCAUACGCUUGUGCUGCUGCACCUCCUGGCCUGUCUCGGGUUCAGCAGCUGCUGCUGCAGAUUGCUGUUGCUGCGCGGCAGCAGCUUGCUUCUUUCUCGCUCCCACAGAUGAGUCAGAUGUUCUGUGCUGCUGCGGCAGCAAGCAGCAAACGGGUUGCUGCAGCAGCAGCAAAUCACAGGCAUGCAGCACAGACGCUGCUGCUGCAGCAGCAGCCGCAAGAUGCUGUCGCGCUGCUGAAGGCGCUGGGAAAGGCUAAAAUGCUGCACCGGCCUCUAAUGCAGCUUGCAUACAGCGCACCGUCGCUGCAGCAGCGCUUGCUGCUGCGGUUGGCUUGUAUAGACACCCCACCGCAGCAGCAGCAGCAGCAGCAGCAGCAGCAGAGGGGCGUGGACGAACUUCAGCAUGGAGAGGUGUCUCCUUCUCAGGCGCAGAAAGAGCAGCAGCAGCAGCAGCAGCAGCAAGAGCAGCAGCAGCAGCAGCAAGAGCAGCAGCAGCAGCAGCAGCAGUUGCUGCUGCAGCAGCAUCUUGGUGUAGAGGAGUGUUUAGUAAUAAAAGAAGCAGCAAAUUGUUUUUCUUUGGUUGUGCCCGACCCUCUGCAGCAGCACCUCAACAGCAUUAUAACAGAAGAGGUAUUUGUUUAUUUAAUUUAA